Molecule: messenger RNA, 1674 nt
Organism: Hevea brasiliensis (rubber tree)
Lineage: Eukaryota; Viridiplantae; Streptophyta; Magnoliopsida; Malpighiales; Euphorbiaceae
Product: isocitrate dehydrogenase [NAD] regulatory subunit 1, mitochondrial
Exons: 4
Coding region: 137-1255 (372 amino acids)
Biological process (GO): isocitrate metabolic process; tricarboxylic acid cycle
Cellular component (GO): mitochondrion
Molecular function (GO): isocitrate dehydrogenase (NAD+) activity
Source: RefSeq, a predicted model, not a curated record
CUGAAGGGUCUUUUUAUCGAUCGCCUUUCUUUGCUCAUUUAUGGCUUCUCCGAUCGCUUAAAUUUAUCAAAUCAUAAAAUCAAUCAGAGCGAAAAACUCCGACCCGAAAAAGAAGAGAAAAAAAAAACCAAACCCGAUGGCCAGACGAUCCAUUCCUGUCCUAAAGAAACUCCUCUCCUCGUCGCAAAAUCCAUCGCCAUGCUCCAGAUUCACUUCUCGCCGAUCUGUGACCUACAUGCCCCGUCCUGGCGACGGCUCGCCUCGCGCUGUAACCCUGAUCCCUGGUGAUGGAAUCGGUCCUCUGGUGACAGGCGCCGUGGAACAAGUGAUGGAGGCGAUGCACGCGCCGGUUUACUUCGAACGGUAUGAGGUGCACGGGGAUAUGAAGAAAGUUCCGACGGAGGUAAUCGAAUCGAUUAAGAAGAAUAAGGUGUGCUUGAAGGGAGGACUGGCCACUCCAAUGGGCGGAGGUGUUAGUUCAUUGAACGUGCAGCUGAGAAAGGAGCUUGAUUUGUACGCUUCGCUCGUUAAUUGCUUCAAUUUGCCGGGAUUGCCAACGCGCCACGAGAAUGUGGAUAUUGUUGUGAUUAGAGAGAAUACUGAGGGAGAGUACUCUGGCCUCGAGCAUGAGGUCGUUCCUGGAGUAGUUGAAAGCCUCAAGGUGAUUACAAAGUUCUGCUCCGAGCGCAUUGCAAAAUACGCUUUUGAGUAUGCGUACCUGAACAACAGGAAGAAGGUGACUGCUGUGCACAAAGCAAACAUCAUGAAGCUUGCAGAUGGUUUGUUUUUGGAGUCUUGUCGGGAGGUCGCUACAAAAUAUCCUGGAAUCAAAUACAAUGAAAUUAUUGUGGACAACUGCUGCAUGCAACUUGUUUCAAAGCCAGAGCAGUUUGAUGUCAUGGUGACACCUAAUCUUUAUGGCAAUCUUGUUGCAAAUACUGCUGCAGGUAUUGCUGGUGGUACAGGAGUCAUGCCAGGAGGCAAUGUUGGGGCUGAUCACGCUAUUUUUGAGCAAGGUGCCUCAGCAGGAAAUGUGGGCAAUGAGAAAAUAGUGGAACAGAAGAAAGCAAAUCCAGUGGCACUGCUGCUCUCAUCUGCUAUGAUGCUCAGACAUCUCCAGUUUCCUUCAUUUGCCGAUCGAUUAGAAACUGCUGUGAAACGAGUCAUUUCAGAGGGCAAGUACCGGACAAAAGAUCUAGGAGGACAGAGCAGCACCCAAGUGGUCGUUGAUGCAGUCAUAGCUGCUCUAGACUGAUUGGGUAGGUUGCUCGUUAAGCUGCUGAUCUUACUUAAACAUUUGCCGAUCCAACUUGGAAGUUUGAUCUUCUCGUAUUCUUUAUUUGGUACUUCAAUUUCCCGCAUACCAUUGAAAAUUAUCAUUUCUUUUUUUUUUUUUUUUUUGAAAUAAUCUCCAUUGAAGAUGAUAAAAUGUCAUUGUUAAUUAAGCCAAAUACCUGUAUAGGGAAGAGGCAAUAUUAUGUGUUUGCUGCAAUUAUCAGGUUCACUAUUUGAAUUUUAGCGGAAUCAUGGCCAUAUUUGAGCGAAGUAGAUCUCGAAUAUGGUUGCACUUGAUAUUUUACCUUUUUGCAGACCUGGCCAGGCAAGGAGUUUUGAAACCCGAGGCUGAGGAUGUUUAUUAUAAUUUUGUCCACUUGUGUCUUUGAUUUUUCUCUA